AUGCCAGCCAGCACGCCCGCGCAGGAUGCCAAGUCCCGCCAGUCGUCCGGCGGCAAGUCUUUCUUCUCGCGCCGCAAGCACAGGGACAAUGAGCCCGUCCCGGACACGCCCAGCUUGCCUCAAAGCGUCGCCAACUCGCAGGCUUCGCUGCACUCGCACCGCUCCUCCGUGGCCUCGAUCGACCGCCCCCUCUCCAUGCUGCCCGACUCCAUCAACCACAGCGCCGGCGUCCUCACCACUAUACCCUACGACAACGUCCCUCUCGAUACCCGCUCCCCCUCCACCGACCACUUCCCCAGGGACGACCGGCCGCCGACUCGGGGCGCGCCACAACCUCACCACCUGAACAGGCCCGGUGCCGACUUUCACCAAUACCCCGUCUUCAACAUGACGGCGCCGCCGCCGCAUGGGCAUCCCGUGCCGCCCCGGCCUCCGCCACACGCCUCGGGGGCCGCCAUGGCGUCCAGCGCGCCCGGCGACAGGGGCGUGUCCAUCCAGCAGUGGGGUGGUGGACGGCCGGGCACGUCCGGCGGACGGCCAUACUCCCCCAGCAGCCACGGUCACUACAGUACUGACUCUUCUUACAAUACUCGAGCGUCGUCGGAUCAGGCAAGCGUCUACUCCAACCACUCGGGCGCACGCGACAAGGCCAGCAUGAUUUCCCUGCCAAAUCCUUCCCAGAGUACGUUUUCUUCCAUCGGCUUGGACCGACACACCCUCCUGCCGACAUUCAAUCCGAAUGGUCCGCUGAGCUCUCACAACUCUUCAGCCUUCAACUCGACAGCUUCUUUCGACCCCACCGGAUUUAACAUGCAGCGCCCCACCGACGACAGGCAAAUCGAACACGAGUUCAUGACGCUCAUGCAAAAGCGCGGCUGGAACAGUUUGCCGGAACAGGCGCGCAGGCAGAUGGAAGCCUACCCGGUCUCAAAAAAGUGGACGUUGGUGCACCAAGACAGACUGGCAGAAUGGCAAGGUGAGCAACGGCGACGACAGAAUGCCAGACAGACGCAGUUUAGCGUCGACGGACAAGGCAUCCUUGGCCGCGCUGACGAAGAGGGAAGCCCGGAGUGGUACGUGCGAAAAGUAUUGGACAACUCGAUCACGGCGAAGCAACUUCAGAGCUUGAGUGUCAGCUUGCGGACGCAGCCGAUCGGUUGGGUCAAGGCUUUCGUCGAGUCCCAGGGCCAAAUCGCGCUGACCAAUGUCUUGAACAAAAUCAACCGGAGACAGGGACAAGGACCACAACCCGCCGCCGGGCCCAACAGCCAGGAAAUGGAUCUCGAUCGUGAAUAUGACAUUGUCAAGUGCUUGAAGGCGCUCAUGAACAACAAAUACGGUGCCGACAACGCGCUGGGGUACCCGCAAAUCAUCACCGCGCUCGCCGCCUCUCUCACGUCUCCCCGUCUCAACACGAGGAAGUUGGUCAGUGAAGUGCUCACUUUCCUCUGCCACUGGGCCAAUGGACAAGGACACGAAAGAGUGCUGCAAGCUUUGGACCACCUCAAAACACAGAACGGAGAGAAUGGACGAUUCGAUGCUUGGAUGCGUAUUGUCGAAGUCACGGUUGACGGACGCGGCAAGAUGGGCAGCUUGGUCGGUGCAAGCGACGAGGUCAGAAGCGGUGGCAUUGGCUUCGAAAACUUGCUCAUGGAAUACGCUGUUGCGUCUCUGUUCCUCGUCAACAUGAUUGUUGAUGCUCCGGAAAGGGACCUCCAGAUGCGUGUGCACCUCCGCGCCCAAUUUACAGCAUGCGGCAUCAAGCGCAUCCUGAUGAAGAUGGAGGAUUUCCAGUACGAGGUCAUUGACAAGCAAAUCGAGCGGUACCGAACCAAUGAGGCCAUCGACUAUGAGGAUCUCCUGGAAAGGGAGAACAACAGUAUGGUGGAUGGUAUCGACGGCGAAGUCAAGGACCUGAAUGACCCCUCGCAGAUUGUCGAGGCUAUCUCGAGCAAGAUCAACGGCACAAGGUCACAAGACUACUUCAUCUCCGCCAUGCAGCACCUGCUGCUCAUUCGUGACAACGAGGGCGAGGACCGCUUACGAAUGUUCCAGCUUGUCGACUCUAUGCUUAGUUAUGUUGCCAUGGACCGCAGACUGCCGGAUAUGGACCUCAAGCAGAGCCUGAAUUUCACCGUGCAGAGUCUGAUGGACAAGCUGUACACCGACUCUGAGGCACGACAAGCUAGAGAUGAAGCCAUCGAAGCACGGCAGAUAGCCGAUUCUGCAAUUGCGGAGCGUGAUGAGAUGCGAGCCCAGAUUGAACUUGGCGCCGAUGGAAUGGUGGCCAAGUUGCAAAAGCAACUGGAGGAACAAACAGCCCUGCUUGAGCUGAGAGGCAGACAAAUCAAACAGCUCAGGGCCGAGAUGAUGGAUCUCCAGACUGUUCGCGCAAAGGAACUCCAACGCAACGAACUUGAGACGAGAGAACUUUAUCUCAUGCUUCGCGAUGCUCAGGAUGUCGCCGCUUCGCACGCAAACAAAACCAAGGCUGACGGUACUCCUCUCGCGGCCACGGACCCCACAUUCAUGCAGGGUAUCCUCGACCGUGAGAAGCUCAUGGACAAGCUGGAGAUGCAGCUUGAGCGUGCCAAGACCCAGGCUAAGCUCGAGGGCAAGGUAUGGCAAGCCGUUGAUCCUUCUGACAGGCUGCGCGAGCUGCGCGAGAAGAUGGAAGGCGGCGAGGAGGACCAAGAAGCAGAGCGCAGUCAAGAUUUCAGCCGCAGCGAGUACGCCACCAGCUUCCUUGGCUCUGUUUCCCGGAAACCCGUGCCGAAGGGUGCGAGAAAGGCCACCGAAGGUGAUUUGGUUGACGAGACUGAACGUGAGGACGAGGACGGUGAUGAUAUGGUGUACGAGAAGCCACGCCUUGUCCAGAUGAGACGGCCGAAGAUGAACUCGCAACAGGCUGCUGGAUUUUUGGGGGAGAUCUCUUCCAAGGUCAAGCGUUUCGAUGGAAGCGACGACGAAGGCGAGGCGUGCGAAGAGGGUGCUGCUGGUGCAACUGCGAAGCCGAGUGAAGGAGAAGAGGCUGCAAAGGUGCCGGCUGAUGGAGCUCAGAAGUUCGACGGUCCGCCACCUCCACCGCCUCCGCCGCCCCCGCCUGGUUCUUCGAUGCCUGGGUUCGCCGAAGGCGCCGCGCCUCCACCGCCUCCCCCAAUGCCGGGCUUCGCUGGUGGUGCACCGCCGCCGCCGCCCCCUAUGCCUGGAUUUGGUGGUGCUGCUCCUCCUCCGCCUCCCCCUAUGCCCGGAUUUGGCGGUGCCGCUCCUCCUCCACCACCUCCUAUGCCUGGAUUUGGUGGAGGUGCUCCCCCUCCCCCUCCCCCUAUGCCUGGCUUUGGAGGUGCUCCACCACCGCCCCCGCCGCCGCCACCUGGAUUUGGCGGAGCUCCGCCACCACCGCCGCCUCCUGGAGCGCCACCGCUUCCUGGUGCAAGGCGCGGUCCUGGCUUCUUGCCACAGGCUGGUUUCUCUGCGCCUAAGAUUGGCCUUGCCGUGGCACGCCCGAAGAAGAAGCUCAAGGCACUGCAUUGGGAGAAGGUCGAUACGCCGCAAGUCACCAUGUGGGCUUCGCACGCACCGACGCAUGAAGCCAAGGAAGAGAAGUACCGCGAGUUGUCUAAGAAGGGUGUCCUUGACGAAGUCGAGAAGCUUUUCCUGGCCAAGGAGGUCAAGGCGAUUGGCAAGAAGCAAUCCGUUAAAAGUGACAAGAAACAGCUCAUCUCCAAUGAUCUGGUCAAGACAUUCCACGUUGCGUUGGCCAAGUUCAAUCAAUACUCGGUAGAGGAGAUCGUACGCAUGAUCAUUCACUGCGACAAGAUCAUCGUAGAGAGCGAUGUUGUCAUGGAGUUCCUGCAGAAGAACGAUCUCUGCGUUAUCCCCGAGAAUGUUUCCAAGCUCAUGGCGCCAUACAGCAAAGACUGGACCGGACCGGAUGCAGCAAAGGCCACACGCGACCAGGAUCCGUCAGAGCUUACGAGAGAAGACCAGAUUUAUCUCUACACCGCUUUCGAGCUGCAUCACUAUUGGAAAUCUCGUAUGCGUGCGCUGGAUCUGACGCGGACGUACGAGUCAGAGUACGAUGAUAUUUUCAAGAAGUUGCAGGAAGUCGUUCGGGUUUCCGAGUCGCUCCGUGACUCCGUGUCAUUGAUGAAUGUCCUGGGUCUGAUUCUUGACAUUGGCAACUACAUGAACGACCACAACAAACAAGCCAAUGGUUUCAAGCUUUCCUCUUUGGCGCGUCUGGGCUUGGUCAAGGACGACAAGAACCAAUCUACCUUUGCCGACCUCGUCGAGCGCAUUGUUCGCAACCAAUACUCCGAAUGGGAGGGUUUCGUGGACGAGAUUUCUGGCGUCAUCACUGCGCAGAAGAUCAACGUUGAGCAGCUGCAAACUGACGCCAAGAAAUACAUUGAUAAUAUCAAAAACGUCCAAGCCAGCUUGGACAGCGGUAACCUGAGUGAUCCGAAGAAAUUCCACCCCGAAGAUCGCGUCAGCAUUGUUGUCCAGCGCUGCAUGAAGGACGCCAGACGCAAGGCGGAACAGAUGGAUGACUACUUGGAGGACAUGAAGAAGACUUACAAUGACAUUAUGACGUUCUACGGUGAAGACCCGACGGACGACAAUGCCAGAAGAGAGUUCUUCGCCAAGCUGGCUAUCUUCGUCUUCGAGUGGAAGAAAUCCAAGGAGAAAAACAUCCAGUGGGAAGAGACUCGCCGCAAAAACGAAGAGUCUAUGCGGCGCAAGGCCCAGGCCGCAGGCCCGCGCUCACCAAACUUGGAGGGCGCGCCGCCAUCCCCUGCGUCCACUGGCGCAAUGGACACUUUGCUCGAGAAGCUUCGUGCUGCGGCUCCCCAAACACGCGACCAGCGCGACCGUCGCCGUCGCGCCCGCCUCAAGGACCGUCACCAGGUGCGUGUCGCAAGCGGUCAGCAGAUACCGGAUCUGGACGAUGCCGCGAACGAGGGCGAAGGCGGAGAAGGCUCGAACAACAACGGAGCAGGUGCAAUGCUCAGCCCGGCAUCAGGCAUGGAGUCGGAAGACAAAGACCACGACGCUGGAACCGGAGCAUCCCUCUCCACUGCUCCCGCUGGCGGCGAGGGCGGCGAGGGCGGCACGAGCGAAGGCGAGGAUAUCGCAGACCGCGCGGCUUUCAUGUUGCAGAGCAUGCGUGGCAAUGGUGAAGGUGAAGUAUCGCCAGUCCCUGGUCGCGAAGAGAGUUUGAGGGUCCGUAGAAGAAGAGAGAAUGCGGGCGACGAGAGAGAAAGGCGGAGGAGGAGGAGAGCAAACCAAAGAAGCACGGCGGAUGAGUCGAUCAAGGAAGAGCCAGAUGCCAGGCCGGGAACUGCCGGUUCUGUUGGUACGACAGUCGCUUCAGAGGCCGGCGGUGCCGGCGCCGAAGAUGACGACACCCCAAUGCCCGACGCAGAUGCCAAACCGGCCGAAGAAGCCGCCGCACCUCCAUCACCACCGGACACGGAUAAAGCUGAAGAUGAUGGCGAGCAGAAAACCAACGCUGAACCGGAAGCAGACAAAGAUGCCGAACAGCAACCCACCGGCUCGGAUUCAAGGCCGCAAUCACCGUUGCCCACGCCCGUCACGAUUGUCAGCCCGCCUAGUCCGGCCGGGUCCGUGAGGAAAGGAGAAAAGGACGAUGAUGAGUAA
Molecule: messenger RNA, 5664 nt
Organism: Aplosporella prunicola CBS 121167
Lineage: Eukaryota; Fungi; Ascomycota; Dothideomycetes; Botryosphaeriales; Aplosporellaceae
Exons: 2
Coding region: 1-5664 (1887 amino acids)
Biological process (GO): actin filament bundle assembly; mitotic actomyosin contractile ring assembly; barbed-end actin filament capping
Cellular component (GO): cell division site; mating projection tip
Molecular function (GO): small GTPase binding; actin binding
Source: RefSeq, a predicted model, not a curated record